This is a messenger RNA of Saccharomyces eubayanus, 1923 nucleotides long. RefSeq names its product signal recognition particle subunit SRP72 (gene SRP72). Gene Ontology annotation, biological process: SRP-dependent cotranslational protein targeting to membrane. The record is from RefSeq and is a predicted model, not a curated record. Gene Ontology annotation, molecular function: ribosome binding; 7S RNA binding; protein binding. Bases 1 to 1923 code for a protein of 640 amino acids. Lineage: Eukaryota; Fungi; Ascomycota; Saccharomycetes; Saccharomycetales; Saccharomycetaceae. The transcript has a single exon. Gene Ontology annotation, cellular component: signal recognition particle, endoplasmic reticulum targeting.
AUGGCUAAGGAUAAUUUAACCAGUUUAAUUUCUCAAUUGAACAUUCAGUUGUCUCAAGAUGAGCAUUCUCAGGUCGAACAGACUUGCGUGAAAUUGUUGAAUUCAGGCUGCCAAGACCCAGCAGACGUAUUUAGACGUUGUUUGGUGGCUGUUAUUCAACAAGAUAAAUACCAAAGAGCCUUGCACUAUUUGAAGAAGUUCGAACACAUUGAUGAGAAAUUCGGUCGCAAAUUUGCGUUAGAAAAACUGUACAUUUUUUACAAAUUGAAUAGUUCCGACGAAUUUAACUCAUUGUACAGACAGAUUGUCACAGAUGACCUCGAUACUGUACUGAAAAAAGGAAUCGAGUCACUAAGAGGCAUCUUACACGUGAGAGCACAGUACUGUUACAAGAAUGGUUUGUAUGAAGAGGCUUUCAAAAUCUACCAACAUUUAGCUAGUCACAACGAUAGGGACCAGGACAGUCAAAUCGAAUUGGCUUGUAACGAAAGGGUUCCACUAUCGGUAGUACCAGAAUUAAUGAACAGAUCUCCGUUAGUGACCACCAUAGACGAAUCUUCCUACGAUUUAUUGUUCAACGAAUCAUUUAUCCUGACAUCCUUAGGUCAAUAUGAUGAGAGCAUCAAAAUAUUGGAGAAGGCCCUACAAGCAGCCACAGAUGAAGGUUAUAAAAACGAUAUCAAUACCAUCAAUUUACAAUUAUCCUUUGUUUUGCAAAUGAAGGGGGAAACCACGAAAAGCAAAGAGAUAUUAAAAAGCUUAUUAAAGGAACUAGAAGCAUCUUCUCCAUUUUAUUUGAUCUGUAAAAAUAACCUGAACGCAUUCGUUGAUUUAUCCAAAUAUAACACCAAUUUUAAUCUACUGUUGAGGGAAUUAAACGUGGAGAGGUUAAACACUUUCAAUUCACAGACCUUCACAUACGAGCAAUGGUCGAACAUUCAACGUAAUAUACUAUUUCUACGUCUGUUCAAUAAUGGCAAAAUUAAUUCCCAGGGUUCCAUUCUGUCAAAAACUGCUCACAAAUAUUCUGAGUUAGUGGAUAAUGUCACUUUGGAAAGUUACAAGACACAAGCCAAGAAACUUUAUCAUCAUGUCACAAAGAGCAUCUUAAGUGGCACAGAGGGUAGUGUAAUUGGUUUGUUACUGCUAGCUAUUCAAUUGUUAAUAAUAGAAAAGGAAUGGGAAAAUGCUAUCAGAAUAAGUGAACUAUUCUUGAAUGAAAGUUGGAAAUCAUCUUUUGAAAACUUUGACGAUUCACAGGCAAUUGUAUGCUACAUUUUAUUUGAACUAUACAAGAUUAAAGGGAGAAACCAUUCAAAAAGUAUCUUGUUAAAAAAAUUAGAUUCUGUAAGAAUGCAAUUGAAGGGAAAAACCCAAGAAAACAUACCAUUCUGGAAGCACGUUGGGUUCGAACUAUUGUCCAUAGGCAACAUUAAAGAAUCGAAAGCUUUACUCAGGGAGCUCUCAAGCUUCAAUAAAGCUAACGAAGAUGAACUAGUCAACAGAAUUGUCUCAUCCAAUUCUUUGGAUAUAGCGCAAGGCAUAGAUUUGGUGAGAAACAUUGAUGUUAAAGAAUUAAUUCAACUAGGUGUAAAACCUUUAGAAUCUUCUGUAAAGAAAAAUAAGGCCACUACAAUUAACAAAGUACAAAAGAGGAAAAUCCUAGAACUGAAAAAGAAAAGAAAGACUAAGCGUGUGGACAAAUUCCUACAAGGCCGUGACGCUUCCAAAUUGCCCGAUCCUGAAAGAUGGCUUCCAAUAAAGGACAGAUCUACAUACAGACCAAAGAAAAAACAACAAGGCGGGAAACAAACCCAAGGUGGUGCUAUGAACAAGAAGUCUGAACAAGCCCUUGAUAUAUCAAAGAAGGGGAAGCCUGCUGCCAAUAAAAAAGCUAAGAAUAAAAAGAAGGCUCGUAAAUAA